CACUUUCUUUCUCUUAUUUUCUUUUUUUUUUUGGACAGUGGAGAAUGACAGCAGUUUCAGCAGCUGUCAUGACAUGCAGCUCACCAGUUAAACGGUGAAACUACGCACACUCACACAAAGUGAUAUAUAGACACAUUCUGCCACGCACACGAGGAAUGAAUUGAGAGAGGAGAGCUGGCAGCAACGCAGAGGUCGGUCCCACCUCGCUCUCUGUUGUCCGCUGUCAUGAGACGGGCUGCUACGUUCAGAUAGGCAGGAGCUUAGGUCGAUAUGCGACAUGGGUAACACACUUAGCCAAGAAGACAUCUCUCCUGCAGAGCUGGAUGCUCUUUGGAGGGAGCCGCCGUACACUCUGAAUGAACACUUCUCUGGCAAUGACAACAUGACUCAAGGAGCUGUUGAAGAGGAGGACGGUCCUGGAGUGGAGUCAGGUGAAGGUGGAGUGGAGUCUGAUAGCUACUGGAAGAAGAAAGAGGCUUUCCUUAGAGGAAGCAAAGUGUCAUUGGGGGAGAAAUUCUCUUCAGAAAUUGUGCUGUUGUUCACGGGGCGGAGGCGCUCCAGUGCGGAUCCUGACCGGGCCCUACAGGAGGCGCUGCGCACUCGACUCCGAGUGGUGGAGAGCAACAGCCAGGACGUCAUACAGCUCUUUAAAGACUUGUCUGCACGUCUGGUAUCUGUCCACGCUGAGAAAGAUAGCUUUGUGCUCACAUUCAAGACUGUGGAGGAAAUCUGGAAGUUUUCAACUUACUUAUCAUUAGGCUAUGUGGCUCGUUGUUUGGAGAACUUCCUGUGCGAUCAGUCGUUCUGGCUGGACGCAGAGCUGCUCAGUGACUUGGAGAUCAACGUAACAGUGGAUGAGGAACAUCUGGCCACCCUCUACCUGGGACUUUUACUCCAGGAAGGCUCUUUCUUUGCCAAGGCGCUGUUUACAAGGAGUGAGCAGGAUGAGGAAGACGAAGAGCAGCUGUCGUUCAAAAAGAACGACCUGCUGAUGGUGAAGGACACCGGGCAGGACAACAUGUGGGAGGGCACCAUGCUGUCCACGGGAAAUCACGGCCUGGUGCCAGUAAACGCCACGCAGCCGCUGCCCUACCCCUUCUACCAGUGGUUCCUGAGGAAGUACCCGGGCCACGCUGGAUGCUCACUCACGGAAAAGGAACCGUUUGAACAUUCUAUUGUGACAGGUUCAUGUGUAGCCAUCGUUGACUACAGUCCAGGUGGCCCAGAUGAGCUCCAGCUGAGUCAAGGAGAUACUGUGGAGAUCCAGGGUCUGCUGCUCCGGGGCCUGGACGUUUUCAUAGGAAGACAUGCUUCCACGGGACACACUGGCUUCGUACACAAGGCCCACGUCAAGCCCCUGAACACCUCACCGCUAGAUGAACAAUUGGUCUUUCUGACUGAGGAGGAGAAGGCCAGCCUGGCUCAGGUUAACCCGUGUAGCUCUGAGCCAAGUGACAGCAGUCUGCUGGAAAGACUCUUCUCGUCUGACAUCAGCUCCGUGUACAGGCUAGAUAGACUAGAUGACACUGAUUUCAUGUACAUCAGGAAUCGACCAAAACAUGAUCACAAGGGUCUUACAAGCGCCCGUCAGAGCGUCAUGUCGGAGAGAAGCGGUGGGACACCCCCUCUCCAGUCCUCCCCUCGCACAUCUUUCUCUCAAUCCUCCCUUCAUACGUCCCUCUAUCACUCUCACAAUCCUCUGCCGCGAGAGGGAGAGCGACUGUCCUUCACUCUGGAAGACACAUUCAGAGAACUGGACGAAUUCCAGGAAGAUCCUCCUCUUUUCUUGGAAGAGAACAGCUGGGACGGGGAGGAGUCCGAACUCAGUGACCCGACACUGACCCUGCUCAAUCACCAACACUUCCAGGAGGAAUUCCUGCCUCUGUACGACAUACAGUAUUCCUUCCUGUGGGUGACCUUCAGCGGUAAGACAGAGGAUGAGUUGUCAGGACAUCUCGAGACUGUCAGGGAGUGCGCCAAAAGACUGGGCAUGCACUGGGCGCAUCGACGGGCAUGCUUUCUCCUGGGAAGACUGUGUGCCAGGAAGGUCAAAUUCUCCCAGGCACGUGUUUACUACGAGGAGGCUCUGAGCGUUUCCGUGGACAGUUUCUCAGACACUCCAUUCCUCAUCGCUCUCUUUACAAACCUCACUGCCGUCUACCUGAAGCAACGCAUGACGGACAAACUGCCCCAGACUCUGGAGAAGGCCAGCGCCCUGCUCCUCUGUCUUCCCUGCCACUCCUUCACAUCCACAGACGAAGUCGAACUGCUGCAGCUCCUCAUGAGGAGAUCGGUGGUGUUGGUGGACAAACACCUGGAGGCUCGCAUAUGCUACCUCAUGUCCAGCCUCUUCCUGCUUCUCAGGAAGACUGAUGACGCUCUUCCCUUCGUCGAGCGACUCCAGUUUCUCUCAGUGACUAUCUCUGCCACCGAGGGCCGACCUAUAGUUCCUCUGGACCUCAACUGGCUCUUGAGUUGGCUCUACCAUCGCAAAUACAUGCCUUACUUAGCGCUGGCCUCUCUGAGCCUGGAUUCAAGACAAGACCACUCCCUCCACAAUGCCUUCCAGAGGGUUGAGUUGUUUAUCAGGAACUCUGUUCGUCUGAACCCGUGCUGGAAGGAAGGGACCUCCCUGCUUCCAGCUCAGAUUGUGGUUUACUUGCAGCAGGCCCUGGCUAUAGCUGAGCAGGUGGAUGACAAAAAGACCCAGAGGGAUCUGUGCUUGGGCUUGGCCUCAAUUUACCAGCAGUACGGUGCUCUGGACAAAGCAGUGUGCUGCGCUCAACAAGCUGUGGAGACGGGAGGCCACAUCAAUGAGGAGGAGGGCUUUGAGGCUUCUGUGCUGCUUGGGUGGCUGCUGGUGCUGACAGGUCAGGCUGAGAAGGCCCAGAGUGUCCUGCAACCUCUGCUAACAUCACUACAGGGAACAGACUGUCCCACCCAGCGAGGUGUGAUCCAUAACCUCCUGGCUUUGUGUCUGAGGCAUCAGGGUCGCAUCCCAGAGGCAGGCUGGCACUUCCACUCUGCUUUGGUAAUCUCCAGAGAGAGUGGAAACCAGAGGAAUCAGGCCCUGGCACUGGCCAACCUGGGCUGUCUGGCACUGGUUGUUGGGGCAUCUUGGGUUGCAGAACGCUUCCUUGUCAGAUCCCUGUGCCUUUUUCUGGAGCUCUGGGAAGGCCCGACAGACGAGGAGCACGUUCAGACCUACCUGUGGCUCGGGCGAAGCUACAAAGACAGGGGGAAGAGACAGGACAUCAGGGCGUGUUACGAAAUGGGCCUUCUAAUUGCACUACAUGCCAGAAACUUGCACAGUCAGAUGGUGGUAGCCAAGGCGCUAAGCCGGCUGUACGCUGACAUGCUGCUCUAUGGUCAGAGCAUCGUCUACUACGAACACUGUGUGUCGGUAUCAAGAGAGCUGAAGGACAAGAGACUGGAAGGAGAGUAUCUGGAAAUCCUCAGCAGCCUCUACCUCUCGCUCAACACUGAGAGAUCCUCUCGUAAGUCUCUUGACUACACCAAGCAGAGCCUGAGGAUUUCUAUUGAUUUGGGCAAGAGGGAGGAAGAGUCGGAGACCUGGCUACAAGUGGGACGCAUCUAUUACCUCAUCCACGAGGACGAGCUGGCCGACAUGUACCUGCAGGCAGCAGUAAAGACGGCCCUGAGGAUGAAUGAUCCUCACUUUGCUAUGAGCAUCUAUGAGGAGGCAGGAGAUGUCUACUUUAAAGGCCACAGGAACCGCAUGGCUUCACUGCCUUUCUACAGGGAUGGCAGCUUACCGUUUGCGCGGAGCAUCAACGACAUCCACUCAGAGUUCCGUUUGUUAAGUAAACUCACAGAGCUGUUGAUGAACCAAAGAGAGCAGGAGGAAGCUCUGCAGUACGCCAAGCUGGCUGUUCAGGUCGCCAGCAAAACAGGAGUGCGUGUGAAUGAGCAGACAGCCUACCACCGGCUGGCUACAAUUCACUACAACAUGCAGCGGUAUGAGAUGGCAGAAAACUACUACCUGAAGUCUUUGUCUCUGUGUCCGCCUGUCCUGCAGCACCCCAUGGAGGCUCGCUACUACACGAAGGUCUACAGCAGGCUGGGAAACCUAACGCUACACAAACUCAAGGAUGCUUUUGAUGCAGUGAGCUACUUCCAGCUGGCUCUGGCGGCGGCACUUGAGGACCGAGCUAACCCCGAGGCUCUGUAUGUGGUGUACAUGAAGUUGGCCGAGAUCCAUGGCAACCACAUGCCCGACGCUCAGCUGUGCCAAGUUUACAGAGACAGAGCCCAGAGUCUGAAGAGAGUUUUGGCUGGAGUGGAAAGCGCUGCUGUUGGAGAGGAAAACGCGGAUUAUGCAGACACAGAGUCUGGCCAAAAGAAGGAAAAGAACUUGGACGCUGAUAUGGGACACGCAGAAAGUCUGGUUAAGAGAAACGGCAUUUCUGAUUCCGUACCUGAAGAUGAAAGGCGCGAUGACGACUCACCUUCAAGAACUCGUGCGACCCGUGUGGACUCAGAGCACAGAUGUACAGACGUUAAUCUCAGAGAUGCUAAUGGGAGAGAAGAUCACAAUCACUAUCUCCCUGACGCAGACGGUCCUUAUGUGGAUGUGUCUGGCUCUGAGACAGAAACCAUCGCCAGUCAGUCGUACAGUGACAGCAUUUUGACGGAGUCUUUUGAUACAGCUAAGGAGCAGAUCUCAGACUCCAGCAGCUCCACUGAGACUUUACAAACUCACCAGAAUCCAACAGAUGGGAAAGACUUUGACACUGACCACAGCGUAAACAGUCAAAUACCUGCUAAUCACACGAGUGACAUCACAGAACACGCAGACGCCAGAGACACUGAUUCUGACAUUCAGGACGAACAAAACACUCCGACUGCAGACACAGAUGCUCAUGCAGCAGAUCAAAAAGAGCCUGAUAUUGACUAAACUAAACUGAAGAUAUUUCUGAGGCUAGCGACACACACAGCAAACGUCAUCACACGGUCUUCCUGUGGCACUUUAUGUAUGUUUUUCACUGACAUUUCCAUCAUCUGGUCACGCGUCUGUUGGCCAGAAAACUGGUUGCCGACUUCCAGUCUCUCAUUACGGCACUUAUUGUACGAAAGAUGAUGUCAAUAUUGUAAAGCUAUCAAGGAUUUAGUUGAUUCAAAGCAUGUGCCUUUUCUGUAAUAUACACUGUGUUAAUGAUAGCGCACUGUGCUUGUAAUAUAUGUUUUCUACAUUUUGUAUCUCUGGUAGAUAUAACAGAAACAUAAAAAAAAGAUUAUUUUUA
Molecule: messenger RNA, 5264 nt
Organism: Stegastes partitus (bicolor damselfish)
Lineage: Eukaryota; Metazoa; Chordata; Actinopteri; Pomacentridae
Gene: sh3tc2
Product: SH3 domain and tetratricopeptide repeats 2
Exons: 23
Coding region: 278-4918 (1546 amino acids)
Biological process (GO): regulation of intracellular protein transport; regulation of ERBB signaling pathway
Molecular function (GO): protein binding
Source: RefSeq, a predicted model, not a curated record